AGCAGCUCGGGACAGUGGAAAUUGGAAACAAAUUGCAAAACCCAGAUUCAGGAGGAACCAAGUACCAACAGAACUGCAGAAGGGUCUUCCGCCGAUCGUCCGCCACUCCGCCGAUCUUCUCUUCGUCGAUCGUCCGUCGAUUUCUCUUCCACCGAUCGUCCGCCGAUCUUCUCCUAUGUCAUUGCACUUCUUCUCUUCCGUCGAUCUUCACCAUCUACCUCAUCUGAUUGGCUCAAAACAGAACAGAUCGUCUUCGGGAAAGUGGUUUCUUUCCUCUGCUGAGUGCCUCCUCCUCAUCUCCUCUGUUGACUGCCGAUCACCUCCUCCUUCCUCACUAGACUGAAACAACAAAGCAAAACAAAAGUCACACUGUUGCAGAACAUACCAUCUCCUCCAUCGCUGCCCUCCUUCUCUUCCUCAUCUCCUCUGUCGGUGCCCUUCUUCUCUUUGCUCCACCGAACAGAAGCAACAAUGGAAAUCAGAAUCUUCCUCGUCAUUCACUCAAUAGAAGCAGCAAAGCAGA
Messenger RNA from Rubroshorea leprosula, 523 nucleotides. NCBI's taxonomy places the organism in Eukaryota, Viridiplantae, Streptophyta, Magnoliopsida, Malvales, Dipterocarpaceae. The record is from the annotation of a GenBank genome assembly.